AAUCAGUAGGCGCUUCAGACCCGGGACGCCGGAACGCACAGGGGGGACGCAGGAAGUGACGCUGCGGCGUGCUGACGCGCGGGCUCGAUCCGAGGCCCGAAUCCGCGCCCGCCAUGGCCGACAAAAUGGACAUGUCUUUGGACGACAUCAUUAAGCUGAACCGGAGCCAGCGAGGAGGCCGCGGCGGGGGCCGGGGUCGGGGCAGGGCCGGCUCCCAGGGAGGCCGCGGCGGCGCAGUGCAGGCGGCCGCGCGGGUGAAUCGAGGCGGCGGGCCUAUGAGGAACCGGCCCGCCAUCGCCCGCGGCGCCGCAAGCGGCGGCGGCAGGAACCGGCCGGCACCGUACAGCAGACCGAAACAACUUCCCGACAAGUGGCAGCACGACCUAUUCGACAGCGGCUUCGGGGGUGGAGCCGGCGUGGAGACGGGUGGGAAGCUGCUGGUGUCAAACCUGGACUUCGGAGUGUCAGACGCAGAUAUUCAGGAACUCUUUGCCGAAUUUGGAACGUUGAAAAAAGCUGCCGUGCACUAUGAUCGCUCUGGACGAAGCUUAGGCACAGCAGAUGUGCACUUUGAACGGAAAGCAGACGCCCUGAAGGCUAUGAAACAGUACAAUGGUGUCCCUUUGGAUGGCCGUCCUAUGAACAUCCAGCUUGUCACAUCACAGAUUGAUACACAGCGAAGACCUGCACAAAGCAUAAACAGAGGUGGGAUGACAAGAAACCGUGGCUCUGGGGGUUUUGGCGGUGGUGGCACCAGGAGAGGAACGCGUGGAGGCAGCCGGGGAAGAGGUAGAGGCACCGGCAGGAACUCAAAGCAGCAGCUUUCUGCAGAGGAGUUGGACGCACAGCUGGAUGCUUAUAAUGCAAGGAUGGACACCAGCUAAACAUCCGAGCAAAUCCGCACAAGUAACAGGACCCAGAAGCCUCGUCAGUGAUGCCUAGAGGGAGGGUUGGCAACUGGACUGUGCAGACAAUGGUGGAUUUGGUUUUGGUUUCUUUUUAUUUUUUUUUUUUCUUCCUGUUUUAAAAUAGGAUCUAAAAACUCAUGUAAAGGUUUUUUUUCUUGUUUUUUUUUCCCCUUUUUUUUUUUUUUUUAAAUUCUGAAACAGACCUGUUUUGUACUGAGUUAUUUUUGGGAUAAAUUUUACUGGUUGCUGUUGUGGAGAAGGUGGCAUUUUCACCUUUGCCAUAAUAAAAUAGAAAUGUGUGUAGAACUGGA
Molecule: messenger RNA, 1219 nt
Organism: Arvicanthis niloticus (Nile rat)
Lineage: Eukaryota; Metazoa; Chordata; Mammalia; Rodentia; Muridae
Gene: Alyref
Product: Aly/REF export factor
Biological process (GO): mRNA export from nucleus
Cellular component (GO): nucleus
Molecular function (GO): mRNA binding
Source: RefSeq, a predicted model, not a curated record